Molecule: messenger RNA, 1629 nt
Organism: Mytilinidion resinicola
Lineage: Eukaryota; Fungi; Ascomycota; Dothideomycetes; Mytilinidiales; Mytilinidiaceae
Product: N-acetylglucosamine-6-phosphate deacetylase
Exons: 2
Coding region: 185-1501 (438 amino acids)
Biological process (GO): N-acetylglucosamine catabolic process
Molecular function (GO): N-acetylglucosamine-6-phosphate deacetylase activity
Source: RefSeq, a predicted model, not a curated record
GAUAAAAGUAUGCCCCGCUGCUAGGUAUUCACUGUUGAGACUUUCUCAACCAACAUUUCUCUCCUCUACCCACCACCAUCUUCAAGGAGUGCUCGCACUCUAUUUCCAUACAUACCAUCUAUUCUUUGUCCCCGUCCUCUACAUACAUUCCACCGCAUCAACCCCUCCACGGCACCCCACCAAAAUGCCGUCCGCGGUCACGGAGUACGAAAGCCAUACACCGAGCGGCAUCACCAAGUUCACAAACUGCCUGCUGGUCAAAGGCAACCAGCUCGUCAAGGAAGACCUCUGGAUCAGCUCUAUCAACGGCAAGAUCCUCAAGAGCCAGGAAGUCUUCUACGAGCAGCGCGCAGUACCAGAUCGCGUCCUCGACCUUGGCGGUCGCAUCGUCUCGCCCGGCCUCAUCGACUCGCAGCUCAACGGCGCCUAUGGCGUCGACUUCUCCGUCAUUCCCGAAGAUGGGGCAGCUAGCUACGGCAAAGGCGUGCUGCGUGUCAACAAGAGCCUGAUCAAGACGGGCGUCACAUCAUACCUGCCAACCCUUACAAGUCAGAAGGCCGAGGUGUAUCACAAGGCCCUUCCCUUCCUUGGACCUUCCGGUGCACCACGCGACCCCUCUGCCGGCUCCGAGUCUCUUGGGGCCCACUGCGAAGGCCCGUUCAUUAGCCCGACGAAGAAUGGCAUCCACGACGUCUCGGUCCUCCGCACUGCUCCCCACGGCAUCCUCGACCUCGAAGAGUGUUACGGUGCUGCAAACCUAGUCUCGCCUUCGCCAAUCAAAUAUAUCACCCUUGCACCUGAGCUUCCAGGAGCGCUUUCAUGCAUCCCAGCCCUCAAAACUCGCGACAUACGCGUGUCGAUUGGUCACAGCGAGGCAACAUACGAAGAGGCGCGCGCUGGAAUGGCUGCUGGCGCCGGAAUGAUAACGCACCUGUUCAACGCCAUGCGGCCCCUCCACCACCGCAACCCAGGUAUCUUCGGGCUAUUGGGCACUGCGUCCACCACUCUGGGCUACGUUAAGCCCUACUUCGGCAUCAUUGCAGAUGGAAUCCACCUGCACCGCACGACCAUCAAGAUCGCGUGGAAUGCGCACCCGGAUGGGUUCAUAUUAGUCACUGACGCCAUGUCGCUCGUGGGUCUGCCGGAUGGUACUUACGACUGGACAAAUGGCUCUCGCAUCAUCAAGAAAGGCCCGCUGCUCACGCUCGAGGGCACCGACGGCAAGAUUGCAGGCUCGUCCAUCUCGUUGAUCGAGUGUGUAACCAACUUUCUAAAUUGGAGUGGCGCAAGCGUACCAGAGGCUCUAAAGGCAGUCACCGAGACGCCAGCACGCAUGCUUGGGCUUCACGGUGUCAAGGGCACCUUAGACCCAGGAGCCGAUGCCGACAUUGUGAUCCUAGAGCUGCAAGGCACCGAGGCAGGUGAGAAGAAGCUCGAGGUAGAGCAAGUCUGGAAGUUCGGGCAGAAAGUUUUUGAAAAGAACGAGAAACUUGGCCUAUGAUCUGCAUUAGACCAUCUCCUAGACUGAACUUUUUUGAGCAUUACUCUUGCAUUUAGAUACCAAGGAAAAAUUUGGAGUUCAGGGUGGUCAUUUUGUUUAUGCACCAAAAGCUCAUGGCUCACUAAGCG